AUGGAGGAGCAGCGGGAGAAGCUGCGCUCCUGGCUCAAGGAGAAGCUGGAUGCUGGUGGGGCGCGUGUCCGUGUGAAGGACCUGACUGAUGAGAUGCUGGAAAUCCACGGGGUGAAGCCAGGGCGGUUCCGGCAGCUCUUCAGCCAGACAGUGCAACAGUUUGUGACAGCACACAUCGGCGGUGCAGAGGCGGCUGCGUGGUCCAAAGAUGACGACUUCAGCGGCCGGGGCUUGGCGCAGGGCGAGAAGGACAUGCGGGCACAGCGCGCUGCGAGAUUCCAGAAGCAUCUCAACGAGAAGACGCCUGUAGCUAUGGUCAGCUUUGAUGCGGAGGUGGGAACCAUCGAUGGUGGCCCCAUGAUUGGCGAGCUGGUCGGCAUGUGCUCCAGAGAUGAGGCCAAGGAGCGAGAAAUGACCCGGCAGCUGGACAAGUUCGAGUGGAAGAAGGGCACAGACCCUCGACAACCCGAGGUCGAUUUGAGGCUAGCCUGCAAGAAGUAUCAGAGAAGUUCUGCUGACAAGGCAUAUAAGAGCCAAGACGUGAGAUCAUUAGAUGCAUGCUGGAAGACGAUGGAGUACCUCAUGAGGGAGAUCUUGGACUUUGACAGCAAUCCAAAGCCUGGUUACGCAAUCCAAGCCAUCCCCUACAUCGAGGUGUACUCCUUCCUUCGAGAUCGCACGCGAUCCAUUAGAGUGGACUUGCACCUUCAGCAGCCUCGGAGCACCACCCAGCGCAUCUUCGUGGAGACCCACGAGUGCUGUCUGCGCUUUGAGAUGCUGUCGCUGUACCUCCUGCUGGGCAGAGGGCAAAACAAGGAGGCCACCGAGAAGUACGACACCAAGCUCGGCCUCAAGGCCAUUUCCCAGACCAUCGAGCCGCUGCUGAAUGCCUAUCAGGCGAUUCAUGAGAAGCAGCUGGCCAAGAGCAUCUUGGCAGAGGCCAUGGGAGGAUUUGGUUUGGAUGACGACGACCAGGAGGACUAUGGGUCGCCAUUUGAGAUGGCUUCACGCAGGUACAUUGUGCUGCUUCUGAUGUCCUUUGCACCAGAUGAAGUCUCCAGCCACCUCUCUAAGAUGCACCGGGAACUGCUGAUGCACCCCUUGGUUAGCUUCGCGACGGAGGUCUACGCUGCCUUUCAUACGGAGAACUAUGCAAGGUUCCUUCGCAUGUACAGGGAAGCUGACUUCCUGUCUGCGGUGGCCAUGAGUGGCGUGGCAGAUUUGGCGCGCAUGAGAGCUCUCUGGCUGCUGGUUCGGACAUACCCCCAGCAGGUUGGGGACAAGAUCGCGCUGGGGAAGCUGAAAAACAUCCUGGCCUUUGCCAGCGAUGACCACGCCAAGUCCUUCUUGGCGUUUCAUGGCCUGCAGAUCGUCAUCGACAAGGAGUGGGCCGGCGGUGCGUACAUCGUGCUGCCCAAGAAGGGCACACCUGAGGCGGCUUCACUGCCUUUGCUGCAGGGCGGCGCAAGGCUGCCUGAGAAGUGCGAGUACCCCAAGGGCGCGGACUCGUUGCUGAUCGCCAAGUUCGAUUCGCUGGGCCUCACGCGGGCGGAGAUCGCCUUGGGCAACGCCGACCCAAUCGCCCCAGAGGUUGAGGAGGCAGAGGCAGAGGCAGAGGCAGAGGAAGCUGCUGAGAAAGAGGCCGAAGAAUCUGAGCCCAUGGACGCGGGCGUCGAGCCGCUGACGGUGGUUUGCUGA
Effrenium voratum is the source of this 1698-nucleotide messenger RNA. The record is from the annotation of a GenBank genome assembly. Lineage: Eukaryota; Dinophyceae; Suessiales; Symbiodiniaceae.